CAUAACAUGUGGCUGUCUCACUGCUGCUGUAUCCAAAUCCUGUACUUUUUAUUUUAUCUGAAUACAUGAGUAUGCACAUCAUUUGUGUGUGUAUGUGUUUGUGUGUUUAACUAUCCUUGUGUGUAACAGAAGUCCACACGAGGAUAGUAAAACAACAAACAUUCAGGCAAUUUUGCUGGUCGCCACAAGGGAAAAUUAUAUUUGAGGAUACAGACAGCUGAAGAGCUGUCGUGUAAUGGUAGUGAAAUAGUCAUCAUUGCUUGAAGCGCAUAGUAAAGAAAGCAUGGCUGCCAGUCGGGUACUCGUAUACGGAGGAAGAGGUGCACUGGGUAGCAAAAUUGUUCAUCACUUCAAAUCUAAAGGAUGGUGGGUAGCCAGCAUCGAUAUCGUUGCCAGUGAGGAGGCAAACGCGAACGUGCUGGUGAAGUUGUCGGAGUCAUUUACUGAGCAAGCAGGACAGGUGACAGCAGAUGUGGCCCAGUUGCUAGGGGACCAGAAAGUGGAUGCCAUCUUGUGUGUGGCAGGUGGAUGGGCUGGAGGAAAUUGCAGCUCCAAAGACCUGUACAAAAACACAGACAUGAUGUGGAAGCAGAGUGUGUGGACCUCUACCAUAUCUAGCCAUCUGGCUGCUGUGCACCUGAAGCAGGGUGGACUACUGACUCUGGCUGGGGCUAAAGCAUCACUGGGUGGUACUAGUGGCAUGGUGGGCUAUGGCAUGGCCAAGUCAGCAGUCCACCAGCUCUGUCAGAGUUUAGCAGGAGAAGACAGUGGGAUGCCCCCUGGAGCUGUGGCAGUUGCCAUACUACCGGUAACCUUGGAUACUCCAAUGAACAGGAAGUUCAUGCCUGAUGCAGACUUUGGUUCCUGGACACCACUGGAGUACAUUGCAGAAACUUUCUUCAGUUGGGCCACCGGUGCGGAUCGUCCAGCAUCGGGAAGUCUGAUGCAGCUCACCACCACCGGAGGCAAGACACAGGCCCUACCCACACAAUAAGACACAGGCCCUACCCACACAAUAAGACACAGGCCCUACCCACACAAUAAGACACAGGCCCUACCCACACAAUAAGACACAGGCCCUACCCACACAAUAAGACACAGGCCCUACCCACACAAUAAGACACAGGCCCUUCCCACACAAUAAGACACAGGCCCUACCCACACAAUAAGACACAGGCCCUACCCACACAAUAAGACACAGGCCCUACCCACACAAUAAGACACAGGCCCUACCCACACAAUAAGACACAGAACCUACCCACACUAUAAGACAUAGAACCUAC
Oncorhynchus tshawytscha (Chinook salmon) is the source of this 1283-nucleotide messenger RNA. It is a transcript of the gene qdpra, whose product is annotated as quinoid dihydropteridine reductase a. Gene Ontology annotation, biological process: L-phenylalanine catabolic process; tetrahydrobiopterin biosynthetic process. Gene Ontology annotation, molecular function: NADPH binding; 6,7-dihydropteridine reductase activity; NADH binding. The transcript is spliced from 9 exons. The record is from RefSeq and is a predicted model, not a curated record. Gene Ontology annotation, cellular component: cytoplasm. NCBI's taxonomy places the organism in Eukaryota, Metazoa, Chordata, Actinopteri, Salmoniformes, Salmonidae. Bases 284 to 994 code for a protein of 236 amino acids.